AUGAGGAAGAAGAAGAAGCGAAGCCUGAGUAGAAAUCGCAAGCCAUGGCAAGGCAUCCUCCUAUUCGGUCCACCAGGAACCGGUAAAUCCUACAUUGCAAAGGCAGUGGCCACCGAAGCAGGCGAGUCGACGUUCUUCUCGAUCUCAUCGUCGGAUCUGAUGUCAAAAUGGUUGGGAGAAUCGGAGAAGCUGGUCAAGAAUCUGUUUGCACUGGCUCGCGAGCACAAGCCAUCGAUUAUUUUCAUUGAUGAGAUUGACUCUCUGUGCUCAGCUCGCUCGGAUAACGAAAGUGAAAGUGCGCGUCGCAUCAAAACCGAAUUCAUGGUGCAGAUGCAAGGAGUCGGACUGAAUAACGACGGAAUUUUGGUCCUAGGAGCCACGAAUAUUCCAUGGAUCCUCGACGCGGCUAUUCGAAGACGUUUCGAGAAGAGAAUCUACAUUCCACUGCCCGACAUCCACGCUCGCAAAGAAAUGUUCCGAAUCGACGUUGGCAAGAACUACAACACGCUGACAGAUCAAGACUUCAAAGUGUUGGCGGAGCGAUGUGAGGGCUACUCGGGAUACGAUAUCAGCAUUUUGGUCAAGGAUGCGUUGAUGCAACCGGUUAGACGGGUUCAAUCGGCGACACACUUCAAACACGUUUCGGGACCAUCACCAAAGGAUCCAAAUAUCAUUGUCAACGACCUGCUGUCGCCAUGCAGUCCAGGAGAUCCACACGCGAUUGCGAUGAGCUGGUUGGAUGUGCCCGGUGAUAAGCUCGCGAAUCCACCGCUUUCUAUGCAAGACAUAUGCCGCUCGCUGGCUCAAGUGAAACCCACUGUCAACAAUACGGAUUUGGAUCGUUUGGAGGCGUUCAAAAACGAUUUUGGACAAGACGGACAGGAAUAA
Messenger RNA from Caenorhabditis briggsae, 888 nucleotides. RefSeq names its product Protein CBR-VPS-4 (gene Cbr-vps-4). Gene Ontology annotation, molecular function: ATP binding; ATP hydrolysis activity. The transcript has 6 exons. NCBI's taxonomy places the organism in Eukaryota, Metazoa, Nematoda, Chromadorea, Rhabditida, Rhabditidae. Gene Ontology annotation, biological process: vacuole organization; endosomal transport. The record is from RefSeq and is a predicted model, not a curated record. Bases 1 to 888 code for a protein of 295 amino acids.